GUUCCAGCUCAGCGGCUGGAGCAGCACAUUACAAGUAUGGCUGGCGACAGUGAGACACAUUUAGGGGACCGCGACGAGAACACCCAGGUUGUUCGGCAACCUUUCCUCAUCGGUGUCUCCGGUGGCACUGCCAGUGGCAAGUCGUCUGUGUGUGAGAAGAUCAUGGAGCUGCUGGGACAGAACAAGAUUGACCACCAUCAGCGGCAGGUGGCGAUCCUCAGCCAGGACAGCUUUUACAAGGUGCUGACUCCUGAGCAGAAAGCCAAGGCACUCAAGGGCCAAUUUAACUUUGAUCAUCCAGAUGCCUUUGACAGCGAGCUGAUCAUGCAAACACUGAGACAGAUCCUUCAGGGGGAAACUGUCCAGAUCCCAGUUUAUGACUUUGUCACUCAUUCCAGGAAAGACGAGUUUGUUAUGGUGUAUCCGGCUGAUGUGGUCCUGUUUGAGGGCAUCCUCAUGUUCUACUCGCAGGAAAUCAGAGAUCUGUUCCAGAUGAAGCUGUUUGUUGACACAGAUCCCGACACACGGCUGUCGCGUCGAGUUCUGAGAGACAUCAGUGAACGUGGCAGAGACCUGGAGCAAGUGCUCAGUCAGUACAUCACUUUUGUGAAGCCGGCCUUCGAGGAGUUCUGUUUACCUACGAAGAAGUAUGCAGAUGUCAUUAUUCCACGAGGAGCAGAUAAUCUUGUGGCCAUCAACUUAAUAGUACAGCACAUCCAAGACAUUCUGAACGGCGGACCAAGCAAACGUCACAACGGCUGCACGAACGGCCACAGCACUCCACGGCAGCGGCGGACCUCCGAGUCAAGCAGUCGGCCUCACUGACCCCGUCACACCUCUCUUCACAGAAGGGAGAGGGGUGUGGGGUGUUGUAAAUAAUGCCUGUGGGCAUCACUGUAUUUAAAAGAGAUGAAGAAGAAAUGCAAAGAGAAUUGAAAUGCCUUUUAUUAUAUCAUGACUACUCUUAUGUUAUUGGUUAUUUCAUUGUAACUGUAAGGAUUUGAUUUUUAUUUUGUCAUGAGGGUAAAGAUGAGCUCUUGUUGCGAUGAGACCAUUGGUUAAAUAUUGAUCCCAUGCAUUUCACCCCUGCCCCUUUUUUUUCCCUUCCUUUCUUUUUAUGUAUCCCCUGCUGCUCUGUUAAAGUUCAUGCUGUAAAUGAAUAAAAUUGGGGAAUCCUU
Messenger RNA from Neolamprologus brichardi, 1178 nucleotides. It is a transcript of the gene uck2b, whose product is annotated as uridine-cytidine kinase 2b. Gene Ontology annotation, molecular function: kinase activity; ATP binding. The record is from RefSeq and is a predicted model, not a curated record. Lineage: Eukaryota; Metazoa; Chordata; Actinopteri; Cichliformes; Cichlidae.